AAUUCAGUGUCAAAAGUUAGUAUUGAAAUUUUCUCACAAGUUUAAGCUGUUUCAUGGACUCAACCACAGUUUCUGACAAAUAUGGUGGAUGUGAUAGGGAAGCGCUAUUUACGUUAACACCCUCUAGAAAGUGCUCCGAUAUCCGAAAGGAAGUUUUAACAAGUCAGCACUUAGAGCUGUCAACCUGCAGCUGAUUUCCAUUUAAAUUAAUGUAGCGAGUAACGUGGCUUAUAUGUGCACAAAAUCUGUUAGCGCCUGCGCGCUCCUGACUGUGGGAUUGUUACGAAGUGCACGUACUGUUUUAAGUCUUGGGCUAAGCUUUGCGCUUUACACUUAGUCUUCCAGACAAAGCACCUUGCAUUUUCAGCUUAAGGCGUCCCUUCAAGCACGCUGCGGUUUCAUUUGCAAGGCAGUAAGUCUCCCCGAAGUGGACCCCCCAGCCAUGCACCCAGCCAUGCACCCAGCCAACCCCUUUAGAAAGCGACACAGGAUACGGACGCGCUUGUGUGCCCGUAUGUUGGUCUGGGCGAGGAGGCGUGUGACAGGGAAGCCGGCGGACGGGCCCCCCUCCGAUUCCCAUGGAUCGGAUUACAGCCCUUCCACUCCACAGCCUCCAGACGGCUGCCUACAGUCCAAUCACUGUAAACCCAGCGCUCACUGGGGGACGCCUUUUCACAUUUUGAUUUGCCUCUGUCUUAUUUUAUCCUUUUUUUUCCAAGAGGCUCAUUCUGAUUUUUUAAAUCGUUCUCUGAGGAUAAAAAUGCCCUUCCGGCCGUAUGUCCCCGUGUUCUUCUGCCUUGAAGAGUAAAUCCGGGCGUGAGAGGGGAGAGAAGAAACCUCCCCACUCUUCAUCACACGCUGAUCGUAAACGGGGUAGAGAAAAGGGACCACCGCCAGCACUUCAUCUCAUUUGUUUAUUAUUUUCUGGCAAUCAUAAAUAUACAUCCCUGUUUCCAGGGAGGGAGGGCACAGUGGAGGAGAAGAAACGCCGAAAGUCACCAUCUCUUCAUUGGAAAUAAUUGAUUUUUUUUUCUCUUAUUUUAAUUUGGUCUACUAAAUAAUUUGUGAAAGGUGGAUUUGUUAACAUGGAGACGGUGGAAAAAGAGUGUGGAGCGCUUGGAGGGCUCUUCCAGGCAAUCGUUAAUGACAUGAAGUGCUCGUACCCAGUGUGGGAGGACUUCAAUGCCAAGGCCACCAAGUUACACUCCCAGCUCAGGACGACGGUACUGGCAGCGGUGGCCUUCCUCGAUGCCUUCCAGAAGGUGGCAGACAUGGCAACCAACACCAGAGGUGCUACACGAGACAUCGGGUCGGCGCUGACGCGGAUGUGCAUGCGGCACCGCAGCAUCGAAGCCAAGCUGCGUCAUUUCACAAAUGCCUUGAUGGAGAGUCUUAUCACCCCCCUGCAAGACCGCAUUGAAGAGUGGAAGAAGACAGCCAACCAGAUGGACAAAGAUCAUGCCAAGGAGUACAAGAGAUCCCGUCAUGAGAUCAAGAAGAAGUCCUCCGACACGCUGAAGUUACAGAAGAAGGCCAGGAAAGGUAGAGGAGACCUGCAGCCCCAGCUGGACAGCGCCAUGCAGGACGUGACUGACAUGUGCCUGCUGAUGGAGGAGAUAGAGAAGCAGGCUGUGCGCCGGGCGCUGGUGGAGGAGAGGGGGCGCUUCUGCACCUUCAUCAGCUUCCUGCAGCCUGUAGUGAAUGGAGAGAUCGCCAUGCUGGGGGAAAUCACUCACCUCCAGGGCAUUAUCGAUGACCUUGUGGUGCUGACCACCGACCCCCAUAAACUGCCCCCCGCUAGCGAGCAGGUGAUUAACGACCUGAAGGGGUCCGACUACAGCUGGUCUUACCAAACCCCCCCCUCGUCCCCCAGCAGCUCCGGCUCCAGGAAGAGCAGCAUGUGCAGCAGCGUAAACAGCGCCCACAGUAGUGCUUCCCGCUCCUCCAGCGGCUCACAGACUCACUCUCCCAGUUCGUCCUAUCGCUACCGCAGCCUGGCCCAGCCACCGCGAGGGGGGGCCCAGCGCCUCAGCAGUGUCUCCUCCCAUGACUCGGGCUUCGUAUCACAGGAUGCCAACAUCUACUCGAAACCGCCGUCGCCUAUGCCCUCUGACAUCACCAGCCAGAAGUCCUCCAGCUCGGCCUCUUCUGAAGCUUCGGAAACCUGCCAGUCGGUCAGUGAGUGCAGCUCGCCUACCACGUUUGGCUUGACCUUCUCUACCUUCCGCCCUGCUCUCUCUCACAAUGGUUCCAACAAGCCUCUACCUCUCAUACUGUCUGCAUCCCUACCCUAUAAUUGCUCCCCUGGAUCCAAUAAUUCAUCUCCCACAUCAAAGGUUCCUUGUUGGAAGGACUGGUCCAAACCAGUUCCCUAUGAACAGCCAUUGGUCAAUACGCUACAGCGCAGAAAGGACCCGCCAGAGCGCCUAAGAGAGCCGGAAGCCUGUCCUGCUCCCCAGCCGUACACUGGGAUACAUCCAGAAGAUUCCCAGAGGCCUAGAAUGUCUCCAGCCACAAUUGCUGCCAAGCACGGGGAGGAGGGCCCCCCCGCCGCCGGCGAUCUUGCUAUGCUGCUGACGAGAGGCCUGGGCGUGGAGCAGCAGACGAGCAGCCACGACUCGCUGCAGUUCUCCAGCGGAUACAGCACGCAGACCCCCACGCCCUCCUGCUCGGAAGACGCCAUCCCUUCACACGUGUCCGAGUACGAAUGUUACUCCGUGAACGGCGACACUGAAGUGGAGGUGCAGGCCGACUUCGAUAAGUCCUCCACCAUUCCGCGUCACAGCAACAUCGCUCAGAACUACCGGCGCAUGAUCCAGACCAAGAGGCCGGCCAGCACCGCGGGUCUGCCCAGCGGCAUGGGGGCCCAGGCCGGGCCACCCGGAGGAGGGGGCGGGGGAGGUGGUCUGGGUACCCCAGGGACGGCCACCAUUCGGCGGACCCCGUCCACCAAGCCCGGGGUGAGACGCACCCUAUCCAGCGCGGGCCCCAUCCCCAUCCGACCGCCCAUCGUGCCAGUGAAGACGCCGAAGGUGCCCGACUCCCCAAGCCACACGGGACCGUCGGCGUGGGCAGGCAGUGAAGAGUGUGUCUUCUACACGGACGAGGCCUCGCCUGGAGCGCCCGAGUUCAGCAGGGCGUCGCCGAAGCGCAUGAGCCUGCCCAACACGAUGUGGGGGUCCGGUGGGGGCCUGGAGACGGGCGUCUACACCCAGCAGCUCGAGGAGGACCAGCUGCUCGCCGCCAACCGCCACAGCCUGGUGGAGAAGAUCGGCGAGUUGGUGGCCAGCGCCCACGCCCUGGGAGAGGGCCAAUUCCCCUUCCCCUCGCUGCCAGAUGAGCCCACGCAAGACCCCCAGCCCUCGGAGGGAGAGGACAUGCUCGUCUCGAUCCGCCGUGGGGUCCGACUCCGCAAGACCAUCUCAAACGACAGGUCUGCGCCCAGGAUUUUGUGAUCGGGCCCCGGGACCAGACCGGCCGGCACCAAGGAGUCUGUGCCACUGACUUUAUAGAGAAUAUAACGUUUGUGAAGAUAACAAGAAUAAAUAAGUAAUUAAAAGAAAUGAAUGAAUAUUAAUAAUUAAUGAAGCGUUGAAGGCUCAGGCCUCUGUAAAUGUCGUCUCUAUGGACGCAUGUUUUCUAAUUAAUGCCACUGGUACUUUGACUGUAGAGAAGUGAUGAGCUGCUUAGGAGUAUUUUGUGUAUUUCCUGCCAGGCUGUUCACCACCACCCCCGCACUCCAGAAAUUCCCUGACAUCUGACCCCUAGGAGGCACAGAUGACAGGUCAUUAGGGGACAGGCUGAAAUCAUGCAAGAAAAAGCCCUCCCCACUUUGUCUGUGUCCGUGUGUGUGUGUGUCUGUCAGACUGGGAAGGCCUCUCCAGAUGGUCUCACUACGGGCAACGAAACUAGCCAUCUUUUUUGCUGAACUAGAGUAACAAUUUCCUGGAAGAAAUUGAUUUAUAAACCUUUAGGGUUGUUUUUUUUAAUUAUAACCUUUUGGUAAUUAUAAGGCAUUUGAAAGCAUAUGUAGACUAUUACCCUGCUUCGUAUCGUAUGUCGGUCUUAUAGGCCCUUUAGUAUGUCUUAAUGCAGACUUUGGUAAUUUGAAGGUGAAUUCCCAUAAUGGCCACCAGAUGGCAGUAAGGCCUCAUCGUGUGUCGCGUGGCGUAGUGAUUGUUUUCUGUGAAGUAUGUCGUAUACAGAGUAAUUCAUAUGAUGCGAUAGGGAAAGGGAAGUGCUAUGCAGAGCAAGAUUACAGAUAGAGGAGCGGAAGAUCUUUUCAGGAGGUUAAGAAAGCGGUGAAUAUACUUGUGUAGAGGGGAGUAAUUUCCUUCAUUAUCAGGUUCUUGAACGGGGUGCACAUUUUGCUGUGUGAGCAAGUUUUCCUGGGUUUAGCCGUGCUGUGAGGGUUGUGAGAGCGCAGACUGGGUGGGAAAUGAGGUUUCACUGUUGUUUCGAACUGCUCUGAUACUGAGAAGAUAUAAGAAUGGACUGCAGAAAAUAAGACUUUCGCCGAAAUUGCCGUAUUUACAGAAAUGUAGCAUCGGAGCAGAUUGUGACUGAUCCAUUCCUGUGUGAGAUAAUGAGUGGCUAUGAAUCCUUCUUAUGCAAGGAUAUAUAGGGGAUGUAAAGAUGUUUUAUCUGGUUAUUUAAAGCCAAAGUAUGUUCUGUACAGUUUGAAAGAAGCUGUUAAGGACGGAGAACAGAGCCCACAUUGUUUUUGCGUUUAGAGGAAACUUAAAAUACUUAGAUGAUUAAAGCAAUGCAAGAAUGCCAAGCACAUUUUUUCAGUGCUGUGAACUGGCUCUGGUAGAGGAAUGUGUGGCGGAAAUUGCACGUGUGUGGAUGUGUUUGUGUUGUAGGAGGUGGGGUUGGUGGAGACCGGCAGCUGGGUACAGCGGUGAUAGCUGCCAGUCAGGAGGCCAGCAGGUGUUAGAUCAUAUCAUUACACUGAAGCACAGGCCACCGCCUUGUACAUAAAUGCGAAGAUGAAGUCUAAUUGUACAAGUCGCAAAUGUUUUUGACACUGAUAUUGUAUAGAGAAUUCUGGAAAAAAAGGAAAAGGGAUAUGUCCACUAUAUUGGAGCAAGAACAGCAAUAUAACUAAUGUAUUUUUGAGUGAAUGAAAGAGCAUAUAAUUAAAUUUAAGUAAAACGAACACAGCAGUUGGGUCAGUGAUCACGCCAGAGUAUAUUUUGCCUGUGACUUGUUUUAUUUUCAUCUGUUUUUGCGUUUACUUGGACCAAAAUAAUGGAUGAAUUUGGUCGUUUAAUUAGGGAGCGGCCAAAGGGGUAAGGAUGGAUCCGGCGCUGUCCCAGUGAGGCUCCGCAGGGCUCACAUGUGACACGGCACCCCGGCCGAUUCUCCCCAAGUGCUUUCAGCACAAUCUAUUAAGUGCUUACAAGGAGCGGCCCGCUAUAAGUGUAUACUGAUUACGGACCAAUAUAACGGCUUUUCCCCCCAGAGUCGACGGCCCGUUUGCCCACCUGUAUUGACUGCAGGUGUCGUGUCAUUAAGAGGAAUCCCCCUCUGAUUAAGCCCUGAUGACACUAACGGGGUAACAUUAGCGGUAAUUGAUUUCCCGACCCCGGCUGACAGCGGGACAUAGGGCUUAUUGCUCAGCCCUGCUCACAGCUCAUCAGCAACAUGCCGCAUCCCAAAGCCGCACUUCAGUCUGCUUCAAAAAAACAAGACAGGUUAGCGUAUAGUUCGAUCCAUGUAAAAGAAACAUAUCCAUUGCCUUGUAAUCACAUUAGGACUUCAUUUUACUUGCCUCUGCUGUGUAACAUUGUAGAUAACAAAGAAAAUAACUUAAAUAACUCAGUGGUGUUUUGUUGUAUAUAGACCACGUUACUCUAAAGGUAACCCCAAAAUUAAUUCUACUGUCGUUCUUAUACGCAUGGCUCUCAUUGGCUUGCGAUGGACACGUGACUGUGCCUCUGCGUGCUUAUUGGUGUCCGAGCUCAACUAUCGGUCGCGGGCAACGGGAACGUUCCUGUAAACAGUACUACUCCUGUCUUUGACUGUUGUUCCUUCUAGGUGAUCUGUCUGUGCUCUAUGUGACGGUAGCCUCUCUCCUCUUAGGGCAGAAAUUGGUCAUGAGAUUGGGUCACGUCUUGUGUGUGUGUG
This is a messenger RNA of Paramormyrops kingsleyae, 6132 nucleotides long. Lineage: Eukaryota; Metazoa; Chordata; Actinopteri; Osteoglossiformes; Mormyridae. The record is from RefSeq and is a predicted model, not a curated record.